Messenger RNA from Porites evermanni, 10201 nucleotides. The record is from the annotation of a GenBank genome assembly. Lineage: Eukaryota; Metazoa; Cnidaria; Anthozoa; Scleractinia; Poritidae.
GGCUCUGGCAAAACAACGCUGCUGAACAUUCUUGCUGGAAGGUUGCUUGCUCAGGAAGGUGAAAUCUUACUCAAUGGGAAACAGUUGGACAGAAAGCUGAAGAAGAAAAUCUGCUAUGUACUGCAAGAAGAUAUUUUUUUUGCAAAUCUCACUCUUCGAGAAACUCUUACGGUAAAAAAGUGAUCAUUUUUGUUGAUUAAGUUUAUUAUGGGUAUGUCAAAAUUCUUUAGGGACCAGCUCUUCUUUUCAUUAAUUAGUAAGUUUGUUUGCAAGAGAGGAUCGAGCUUAAUAUUUUAAUGUUUUCCAUGCUUACCGGUAGAUCCUUUUUUGUUGUACUAUUACAUGUAUGUUAGUGCAGAAUCCAGAUAGCUCAUUCCUGCUGUGAGGGAAAUUUAUUUUACAAUGAAAAGAAAAAAGAAUCAAUUGGUUGUCAAUUCAUGAACUUUAGUGUGAGAAUUCUUUAAAAAAGCUACAGUUACUGUAGUUACAUUACUGAUGGUGAUGGUUUAGAUGCAAAAAUUACUUUAUAAUCUAUUUUUACACUUGAAUAACUUUUUACAACCAAUUCAAUUUAUAUUUUAGUUUUCAGCAAUGCUUCGCCUACCAGAUACUUUGUCAAAGGCUGACAAGUUACAAAAGGUAUGUUUUUGGAAUAAAGAAUAAACAUUUUACAAGUCUUUUAAAUAAACUGGAUAAUGGAAACAGCUAUACUGCCUUGCACAAUAUUCUCUCCUGGUUUUGCAAGGCCAUGCAGGGCAAGAAAUACAUGUAUGUGGCUUUGGUUCACUGUUUACUAUACUGGGACCAGUUGCUAGACUUAAUGGCUAAUGUCUCAGCCAAAUCCCUUUUUUAAUACCAGAAGUUAGCAUGUCUGACAUUAGUUGUAGCAACUAGUGCCUGAAUUACUCAGCAGAGCUUGCAUAAAGCCAGUCUGUCGUUGAAGUGGUCUAGUUCUCAAAAUGCCAGCUUUUCAAUAGUUUAACAAUCUCUUUCAAGUUACUGUAAACUUCAAAUUAUUACCCCCCCUCCAUUUACAGGUAUAAGCCCCCCCCCCCCAAAUAUAAGCCCAUCUUCUUGUAAACAAAAAAUACAUCUGGUUAUAAGUCCCCUGCCCCACCUCCCCCCAAUGUACAUUGUAAGCCCCCCUCUAGCUUGUAUUGAAAUGGAUUUAGACUUUUUAUGGCAUUUUGAAGCUUAAAAGGCACUGCUGAUGUAGCAUGCUUUGGAACACAUUUUUAGUCUGGUUACAAGCCCCUCCCCCUCCCCCACCCAUCCAUUUAUAAGCCCUCCUAGAACCCCUCAUGAAAAUUGUUUAAGCCCAUGGCUUAAAUUCGGAAGUUUACGGUAUAUGACUUUGUUUCAGUAAAACGUGUUACCAUAAUAAUUAUUGUAAACCUGGUGAUAACAUUAUGUUCUGCCAGCUUCUUAAGAAGCAUUCUUCUAGGGAACUGUGUCAAAAAAUUAUAGGAAUUACAAAAUUAAUAUUAAUCUUUUUUGCAUUCAGGUUGACCAAAUUGUUGACAACUUAGAUGUCAGAAAAUGCUUGGAUACAAGUGAGUACACACAGAUAGGUCCUGUGAUUGAGUGCAUAAAAUAUUGGUUAAUUUAUUGUGAUGAACUUCUAGUAAAGUCAUAUUGUGCAAAAAAAGGUCUAAUUUUACAUGCGUGUGAUUUCUUUGCUUGGAGAGUAUUCCCUACUUUCGCGGACAACAAGAAAAUUUCAGGAGCUGAACAAUCAUGAUAAUUACAUAGCAAAAUACCCUUACAUUGCAAUUUGGCAUUUUUGUAUGUUAUUUUGUUGGACAAUACAUGUCUUGUAGAUUAUGCUACUGGAUGUGUUUGAGAUCAAUAUUGUGGUUGAAAAUGGCACCAUCAGAUGAUAAUAAUUUUAAUCAUCAGAAGCUCCGCAUAGAAAUUUUUUUGAUGUUAUGGCGUAUUCUCUGUCCAAAAGAAAUUACUUUCCUAUUGUUAGCCCACAAAUUGUGGAGGUUGCAUGUGGAGUUUGAUUGUGUGAACUAGUCUUGGUCUUUGUUAGUAACUGUACUUUGUUAAUGUUGUAGAAAUUGGAAGCCCUUUUGAGCGUGGAUUAUCUGGAGGUAUGUGAUCAACUUUCUUAGAAUGACUGCUACGUCAGUAUCUUGAUGAUAUGACAGUGUUCUUCAAAGAAGUCAAUAAACAUGUUUCCCAGUUCUGAAAAUACGAGAAGUAGAAAACAAACUUAAAGUUAAUCAGUGAAUAAAAGUAAUUUCCUCCUACUUGGGGUCUUAUUUGCUCGGUGUUGUUUUUUUUAUGAUGAUAACAUGACAUGUAUGAAAUUUAAUGACGUGAAAAUUUAUUCAUACACUAUACAUCUGUGCUUUGUGUCUAAUUGAAAUUUUCUUUUUAAUGCUGUUUUUUAGGGGAGAAAAAGCGUGCUAACAUUGGUUGUGAGCUGAUAACCAACCCUUCCUUGAUCUUCCUUGAUGUAAGUUGAGAAAAUAAGUUAAAUGAAAUAAAGAACACAUAAUCAUUAAUGGUAUACACAAAAUGUAAAUGUAUGUACAUGUAGCUGCGUAAGUUCCAUGAUUACAAUAUAUCUUAUGCACGAUUACAUUUUGCAUACAUGACUUGUACGUAUGUAUAAGGACAAGUUCAUUCCAGAAAGAUAGUUUGUUCUAGUCAUAAAUUACAUAUAUACCUGUAAAAGGCUAUAUACAUGUAUAAUCUUUAGGUGUUAGUAGUUACCCCUCUUUAAGCUUUCGAAGUUCAUCUUUUCCCAGUGAAAAUUAUCCUCUGUGGAUUGUAAUAAUUCACUGAUGUGGGUUGCAAAACAUUGAGAAUCAUUAACACAGUCUAGCCCUACAGAGCAGUUUUCACUAAAAAAUGCUGUAUACUGAGCACAUUCAUUUAGUAAUGCAUCUUUUUUCAUGUCUGGUUGUCAUUCAGGUGUUUUGACUAUCCUGUCAUUAAAUUACCUUUUUCCUUUCAAUUUUGCCAUCUUUUUAAUGCAAUACGCCAUCUGCUCUGUUUUUUAGGGCUCCUUGCCAUGAUAUAUUAUUAUUCAAUUUUUCCUGAGCCUGCAAAAGCAUUGAAUAAUGCUAGUGUCCGUGAUGUUUUUUUCUGGCAGACUGCUUAAUAUAGACGGUAGGAAAAUACGGACACUAUGUCCCUCCCAUAUCCAUUUAUCUGGGUUGGACCACUGUAAUUACAGUGUAAAAUAAUGUCUUUCUACUCAUGUUACAAUAGGAGCCAACAUCUGGGUUAGAUUCCAGCAAUGCAUUAAACCUGGUAAAGACUUUGAAGAAUUAUGCCGCCAGAGAAAAAAAGACAGUUGUAACUACAAUUCAUCAGCCAUCAAGUCAGAUCUUCUAUAUGUUUGACAAGCUUCUAUUGCUCUGCGGAGGACAGGUAAUAAUAAACAAAUGCAAAUUCUCGAGACAAAAACAUUAUAAGCAUACAAAGAUCUUGAAAGGGAGCUGUGUUAUGAAAUAAUCAAAAUUUAAACAUUGGGAACAGUACCAAAUUUAGUGAAACAUCAAAAUAACUGACUAAAAAAAUAUUAUAAAACGGUAUAAAUAACACAGCAAAUAGAUGGACAAAUUUGAGGAAGAUUGAAAUGGAUUGCAAUUGUGGGUUUUGAAAACUUACAGUGCACUAGCCUAACAGUUUGUCAAAGUUCAUUUUUGUUGUUUUAACAUUUGAACACUUGUAAUAAGCAUUAUAAAUGAAAAUUUAUAAACUAGCCAGCCGGCCAUGACAGCCCAUUUAAACUGCAUAAUUAUGCUUAAAUGCUUAAUAACUGAUCCAAAAUUGUAAUGUGUACAAAAUGUAGAUCAGGGCAAAUUAAUUUUCGAGUUAUUUUGAAAGUGCGCGUACCUGUUGGGCUCAUAUUAGUAUUUUAAUUGUGCUUUAUCAGAGUUGUGACUGAUGUUUUAUUCCUUGUUUGUGUUUGUUAUCAGGUGGCUUUUUAUGGAAAAGCCAGUCGAGUUCUUAAUUUUUUUGAGAGUGUUGGUCUGGUAUGUGAUGCCCACUUCAACCCUGCCGACUUUAUAUGUAAGUACUGUUUAUACACUGAAAAUAUUGUAUUUAAGCUGUAAAUGUGCAAGAAGAAUGGAAAAUAGCCAAAUUGAUUGAUUUUCCCUGGUGGCAAAUCACCAGCCUGUGAACAGCCAAUCCCUCCCCUCAAAUGGGGACGACUGUACAGAGGCUACGAACCACUCACAUGAAUCUCACUGUCACUGCUAAAAAGUAGUCCUGUACUCUGAUCCUGCCAGCUACUUUAUACAUCUACAAUAUGUCUAUUCUAUUUAACAAACUUGGCUUUAUCAACUCAGUCGAUACAGAUUUGCUCUGACAAAGGGCAGAUGCUUGAAACAUCAGCUGUCCAACCACCCCCCUCCCCCCUUCCCAUCCCUACGGUGACCAAUCUACCUACCUCAGUUAAUAAAACCCAAUUUUUAACCUCUACGCACUUGACUUGCAAACAACAUUUUGGGCAGUUUUGUUCCUUUUGGUGGGAUAGUGGCCAGAAAACAGCUCGAUCAGUAGCUUCAAAUGAUAAUUAUUUUGCGGCAAAAUUUCCCAGGUGAAUGGAUAAAUGGUGAAGGAGUGUACAAAAUAAUGGUGGAAGGCAUUCAUUAAUAUAUGCAUUAAAUUGAAUAUUGUUUUUUAAAAAAUUGUUUUCAGUGGAGAAGGUGACGGAAGGAGAGAAAAUUCAAGAAAUGAUUGUGAAAGGUUGGGCUGAGAGGUAAGUCCUUAACAUGCGGCACUAGAACCUGCAACCCGGUAAAUGUGGUCAAUGCAAUCAGAAUGUACUUUGAGAUAUCACAAUUAGGAGACAGUGUUGUUCAGCAGAGGUUUGAAAUCCACUUUUGAAGGACUCGGCAAUGAAGUCGAACUCAAGAACUCACACAUGGCUUCCGUUAUACACAUUCUCAAGACAUUAUAGACUCUUCUCAGCUAGAGAACAGUAACUUUGCCUUUUGAUAUACCUCAUGCAAUCAAUCAUCUGUGUAACUGCUGCCAUCUUCUUAAGCUCAGUACAAUGUAAGAGAUGCUCAGCGGCCGUUUACGAGAAAUUCUUAUGAGAGGGCUUUGACUGGGAAAAUUUUGGUGUUUUGGAUAGGUGGUUGUUUAUGGGAGGUGGUCCCUUACGAGAGGGGGGCACACUUGGAGGUUCAACAGUAUUUAUUUAUUUAUUUUUGCCCUUUUCAGGCGAGAAAAAAGCAAGCGAGAGGCGGGCAUGUGGUGCAAAACAUGCGCCAAGGGAUCACCGCCUCGCGCUUGCCUGUGCUCCUCUUAAAAACACAAUCAAGUAAAAUGACAUAAAAAGAAAGAAAAUAAGGGCUAAUUUGUAGGCUAAAAUCUCUUUCUUUAUGCAAUGUAUGUUUAUUAAAAUAAUUUCUUUUCAUGUUCAGAAAAAGGAGGCAUCAAAAAUACUUAGCAUCGUCUUCUCCAAGUCAUGAAGUUUCAAGACUUGACACUCCAAGCCCUAACCCUGAAAAAUCCAGUGAAAAAGAUGCAGACACCACUGAGAAGGCACCUUUGGAUAAAACUAAUCUGAAAGUUGGAAGUACACAAGACAUUUCAGAAAAAUCAGCAGAAACAGAACAGGCCAUUACACAAGAUAAUCACAGUAAAUCAAGUUCGUCAUCGGAGUCACUUUAUUCUAAGGUUGAUUCCCCAAGAGAUAUUAGCAGCACAGAGCCUUCACGUGACAUAGAAAAUGCCCUGAUCCCUAAUGGAAAUGUCGAAUCUGAAGCUAACCAAAGCUCUGUUCCUCUCAUUCAAAACCCCAAAGCGUCUUCUUCAAAAACAUCCUGGAAAGGUUUCAAAAGAUCGCUGAGUAAACUAUCAGACGAUGGCCCUAAGCCGGUACACACUGAAGCACGUGUGUCAUCUGCGGACUUUAAUGUCGCUGUUGUCACUUACAAGCGUAGCACAUCACAGGAUUACACUAAGAUUGAUGUUCAUGAUCAUGAUGAUGAAGUAGAUCAUUCCGCUCUUUACACUGAUAUUUCUACAUCAUGGGCCACAAGUUUCUGGACGCAGUUCUCUGUUCUACUUGUGCGCACAUUCAAACAGUCCAAGCCAGAUAUUCUUUCCAAGCUGAAUUUUGUACAGGUGAGAAGAGAUAGUUGCACACAACAAAACUAGUGCCUCAGCUGGCUUUGUAUGUGCGAUUAAAACCCAUCAGAUGCCUAAUAUUGAAAUCCUAAUAAUUUAUGAAUUCCUAUUUUGUUUCUAAUAGAGCACGCUUUUAGCUAUUAUAGCUGGGGUCAUCUGGUUCCAGGUACCUUACAAAGAGGAGAGUAUCCGGGAUAGAUAUUCAUUGGUAUGUGGUUUUCUCUUAUUUGUUUGUGCUUGCUUUGCUUUGUUUUGUUUUUUCGCACUUUGGUAGUAGUACUCGUAAGAGAUAAUUUCAUUUUCAAAGUUUAUAGUGUUUGGGGUGGGAUGGCGUGUGUGUACAUUGGCGAUAAGUUACACUCAGACUAAGUAUAGUUUGUUAAAACAACAGGUUCUCACCAAUCCAAAAUGUCAAUUUUUAACUCAUCUUAGGGUCGGUUUAUGUGGCGGUGGGAUACCCCAGGUAUGCGAGGUAACUGGCCUGUCCAUAUAAUCUCUCAUUUUAAUUUGAUUGCAUUUACAUGAUAGGUGGGGUGACCAUAUGAGAGAUUAUAUGGACAGGCGGGUUACCCCACCUGCACGUAUUUGGGUUACCUUUCCUUUGUGGGGUCCCCUACCCCCAUGUAAACAGGCCCUUAAACUUUUACCAUUGCCAAUUUAUUUACUAUUUUUGUCUAUUAAAUAUGAAUCGUAAGGAAAAAUCUUUUAUAAUCCAAAAACAGUGAAAUAUUUUUAUAGUUGAGGAUUCUUGUGUCAUAAAAUCAGCACUGACUUGUGAGUUUUGGUGAAUCACCUCCUGAACUCUGUCAGCGAAUGGUCUAAAUGUGUUUCCACCAUUAAUGGUCUGUUUUUUUGGCCUCCUUAUAGAUAUUCUUUAUUGUGGUUUACUGGAAUUUCACUCCACUGUUCCAAUCUCUUAUCUCAUGUAAGUUUACAAAACGUGUACAUGUAUAUCGCCGUUUGAAAUUGUUCAACGGCAGAUUUGUUGUUCAGAUGUGUUGGUACGCUGGGUAUUGUGAAGGUGGCCUUCCUACAUAAUGUAUAAAGUGUAGUCAGACAUGUGACUGUUCUUUCCAAGUUUUGCAGCAACAGUAUAAUAUAUUACACAUGUUCAUUCAGUUUAUUUUCCCCACGUCAUGUCUUCCUUACCCGUGAAGGUCUGUCUACUUGCCUAAGUUUCCUUGAAAAGUGCUAGUAAAGUUUUGCUUGACAUUGAGGUUGUUAUCCUGGGAAGCAGAACUGUGAACUGUUCUGUCCAUUUAUGUGGGUAUCCUGUGGUUAUUAAUAACGUCAUCAUAGUGAUAUUGAUGAGAAAAUUAGCCACAAACUCAAGUUUCAAAAAUAGUGUAUAAUUAAGGAAAACAAAAUGUCGAUCUAGUUUUCAUACUUUUCUCCCAUUUACCUGUACUUUUUGUUUUUAAUGAUUUUCAGUUCCAAAUGAACGGACAGUGGUUAAUAAAGAAAGAGCCGCUGGCUAUUACAGGCUGUCUGCGUACUAUUUAGCCAAGCUCUUCAGUGAGUUACCGCUGGUUAUUUUCAUGCCCACGUUGUUCUUAACCGUUGUGUAUUGGAUGGCGGGACUGAACAGAAGCGAGGCUUUCCUGUUAUCUCUCCUUCUUCUCUUAUUAACCGCCAUUGCAGGACAGGUAUAUGCAGUGAUGUUUAUCCUUAAUAAAAUUAAUGAUUUGGAAGAAGGAGAAUUGUAACACCAGAAAAUUCAGAAAAAAUUUCGAGAUCUUGAGAAUCGAACUCACGACCCUCCGAGUUCUAGUUCGGAUGCUCUUACGUACCAUAGACCUACUGGAAGCUCUAUGGCAAGCAGGGUCGAAAUUUAAUCAUAAUUACACCAGACAGCUGUUAUAAAGAAAUAGUCGUGUAAUUGUCAGUGAUUCAAUGUUUUAAGACACACACAAUCAAAAGUAAAACAAAAGUUGGGAUUGGGGAUAGUGGAUUGUGUGUAAUUGCGACUUUUGCUACAAAAAAAUAUAAAAGUGAAAUGAUGUGGCAUUUCAUUGAUAUUUGUAAUUAUAAUAAAUCAGUGAAUAAAUAGUGCGCUCACUCGUGAAAUAUUUUUCAACACGCGAAAAGAUAUUUCUAAUCUUCCCGCGGCCAUGAAAUAUCCUUUAUAUGUUAUCCUUAAUAAAUGAUUUGGAAGAAGGAGAAUUCUAACACAAGAGAACUCAGAAAAAAUUUCGAAAUCGUGAGAAUCGAACCAACGACCCACCGAGUUCUAGUUCGGAUGCUCUUACCACUGACCUACUGGAAGCUCUAUGGCAAGCAGGGUCAAAAUUUAAUCAUAAUUACACCAGCCAUGCAGACAGCUGUUAUCAUAAAUAGUCGUGUAAUUGUCAGUGAUUCAAUGUUUUAAGAGAGACACAAUCAAAAGUAAAACAAAAGUUGGGGUUGGGGAUGGUGGAUUGUGUAUAACUGCAACUUUUGCUGCAAAAAAAUAUAUAUAUAUAAAAGUGAAUCAUGUGGUAUUUCAUUGGUGUUUAUAAUUAUAAUAAAUAGUGCGCUCCCUCGUGAAAUAUUUUUCAAUACGCGAAGAGAUAUUUGUAAUCUCCGCGCGGCCAUGUAAUAUCCUUUAUAUAUUUCUCAUUUCUGUUGUUUCAUAGUCUGUAGGUCUGUGUAUUGGCGCUACUGUGAUGGACUUCAAGAAGUCAAUAGUUGUAGCAGCAGUGUAUGGUCUCAGCUGUAUGCUUUCGGGUGGAUUUUAUCAGCAGAACAUACCGCCUUGGUUAUCUUGGUUUCAGUACUUUGCUUACCUGUUUUAUUCUUAUGAUGCUCUUCUUUCAAUAGAGUUCUCUACUUCCCCAACGUUCAGGUGUGUAUAUUAGACUCUAAAGGAAUGGCCUGAUUUGCCGUUAGUUCCUUAUUUGGCUAGUCUGUGUGAUUUGCAUUUAAGGGGGAGGGGGAAGGGGAGAAUUGAAGCGCGCGAGAUCAUAAUGAUGAAUACGCGACGAAGGAAGAAGGAAGGGAACCUUUUGAAACCUUUCUUCCUUCCUCGCGCACCCUUUUUUCGCAGUGUUUGACAUUGCGAAUUUGUUUUGCAAAGCUUUUAAUCUUGUAAAUAAGGUGACUGAGUUCUUGGGAGUUUCAUACUGGUAAGUUCACUUUAAAAGUUGGCGUUUGAUAUAUCCUGACAAAGGAAAUUGCCUUUUGCAAAUUAAAAUUACCGCUUUUUUGCUUCUUGAAGAUUACAAAUGCCUAGUUCUGUAACAAUGUUGGUGAACCAUGGAGUAAAUUUCACGGAAAGGUACCGGAGAAUACGACGAAAGGUGGUGUUCAGCAAAAGCAACACAGAUUAUCAUUCGAUGCAAAUAUUUCUUCCUUUUCAUUGGCCGACAGCCCACCACGUGACCUGCAAAUAACUGCCUACAAAUAAUGGUCUGCUUGUACGCAAUGUCGUUUAACUUUGUUUGGCUGCGAAUAAUAUUCUGCUCAUGCGUAAAUAAAAACCACGCUUUCCUCCUUCUUGCGAUCGCUGCUGGGUGAAAAUGGCAUAUCGCUUCCAAUCCAUGACUUUAUUCAUUAAAAGUCAAACUCGGUGAUCGAAUGAUGAAACAAGUAUUGAACUUGGUCAUCGCAAAAUAUCGUGAUUUGCCGGUGUCUCGCAGAUCAAUUAUUUGCCUCAGCCAAAUAACUGAUCGCUGGCCACUUACAAAUCACGAUAUUUUGCUCAACCUCGUGCAAUAAUUGUUACUGAUUUGAUUCUUAAGAGACCGGAAAUUGCUGUCCUUGUGCUUCUGGGAACAUUCUUCACUUUUUACAAAAAAAAAUAAGUAUUAGGUGUCUUAAAAUUUAUCGUAAUUGAGUAUAAUAGACUAAGUGAUUUUGCCAAAAGUCCAGUUAAAUGGUUUCUAUUUUAACAAUGUCUGUCUCUUCUCUCUUUCCUGCCUUGUUUAGCUGUGCACCGCUGGAUUCGUCGUACGCGGGUUGUAGGAACAACGGUACCAUCAUCCAGGGCAGUGAAGUGCUGGAAAAACUGAACGUUUCCAGAACUGUGGGUGAGAAUAUUGCAGCACUCUUACUGUAUAUCGUCGUCUUCAGAGUGUUGACAUAUCUUGCUCUGCGGUUUCUGCACAAGCCAAAAUGA